This is a messenger RNA of Peronospora matthiolae, 258 nucleotides long. Lineage: Eukaryota; Oomycota; Peronosporomycetes; Peronosporales; Peronosporaceae. The record is from the annotation of a GenBank genome assembly.
AUGGACGUAACGGCUUACAAAGCACCGCGAUGGUUUGAAAAAGAGUCGUCAGUGGUGCGAGAGGUCCCGGAUUCGAUCUCCGGCAAGGCCCAGCCUGUCACCGAUCAUGUGGGAAGAGUAUUUGCAUCUCACUUUGUGGCUUCAAAACAACAGGCAAACGAUCUUUCUUGCACAACAGAGGACCGGGACAAGUUUAAACCGAAGCUGUUGUUGCUGUGCGCGAGAAGUGGAGCACUCCAACACGAUCGAUGGACCUAA